Molecule: messenger RNA, 1527 nt
Organism: Eruca vesicaria subsp. sativa (arugula)
Lineage: Eukaryota; Viridiplantae; Streptophyta; Magnoliopsida; Brassicales; Brassicaceae
Source: the annotation of a GenBank genome assembly
AUGGUGGGAGUCACCGGCCAGAGUGGACUUUCCACGGAGCAGAGGAAGCGUUUGACGGUGGCUGUUGAGUUGGUGGCGAAUCCGUCGAUCAUAUUCAUGGACGAGCCAACGACGGGGCUGGACGCAAGAGCAGCUGCAAUUGUGAUGAGAGCUGUGAAGAACGUUGCUGAGACUGGACGAACUAUUGUGUGCACUAUUCAUCAGCCUAGCAUUGACAUCUUCGAAGCUUUUGACGAGUUGGUGCUUCUGAAGAGAGGAGGUCGCAUGAUUUACACUGGACCACUUGGACAACAUUCUUCUCAUGUCAUUCAGUAUUUUGAGAGUAUCCCUGGAGUUACUAAGAUCAAAGACAACUACAAUCCAGCAACAUGGAUGCUAGAAAUUACUUCACAGUCUAUAGAGACUGAACUCAACAUAGAUUUCGCAGAAAUCUACAACAAAUCUGAUCUUUACAAGAGCAACUCCGAGCUAGCUGCAGAGCUGAGCAAACCGGAUACCGGUUCAACCGAUUUGCAUUUCGACAGAACUUUUGCGCAGAGUUGGUGGGGACAGUUCAAAUCUUGUCUAUGGAAGAUGAGUUUGUCUUACUGGAGAAGCCCUUCUUACAACUUGAUGCGAAUCUUUCACACUUUAUUCUCUUCUUUGAUCUUCGGUGUACUCUUCUGGAAGCAAGGACAAAAGAUAGAUACACAACAGAACUUGUUCACAGUUCUUGGUGCAAUCUAUGGCCUUGUGCUCUUCUUAGGUGUAAACAAUUGCACUUCAGCAUUACAAUAUUUUGAGACCGAACGAAACGUUAUGUACCGUGAAAGAUUUGCUGGAAUGUACUCUGCGUUUGCUUAUGCAUUGGCUCAAGUUGUGACCGAGAUUCCUUACAUUUUAAUACAAAGCGCAGAGUUUGUGAUAGUGAUAUAUCCUAUGAUGGGUUUAUACGCAUCUGCAUACAAAGUCUUUUGGAGUCUCUACGCAAUGUUCUGUAAUUUACUAUGCCUCAACUACCUUGCAAUGUUCCUCAUCUCUGUCACUCCAAACUUCAUGGUCGCAGCUAUUCUCCAGUCUCUUUUCUUCGUUGCUUUCAACCUUUUUGCUGGUUUCUUGAUUCCACUUCCGCAAAUACCAAAGUGGUGGGUCUGGCUUUACUACCUAGCUCCAACCUCUUGGACUCUCAACGUGUUCUUCUCGUCUCAGUACGGUGAUAUUCAAGAAGAGAUCAGUGCCUUUGGAGAAUCCACGACUGUUGCGAGAUUCUUGGAGGACUACUUUGGAUUCCAUCAUGAUCGUUUGAUCUUUUCAGCCAUUAUUCUCAUCGCAUUCCCAAUAGCACUAGCUUCUAUGUUUGCUUUCUUUGUUGCGAAGCUUAACUUUCAAAAACGAUGAUAUAUAUAUCAUCAUCAAUCAUACACCAGAUCAAGCUUUUCUCUAUCUAUAUUUUAUGUUAGAAUAGUUAUCAAUUUGUCACAAAUCUAUAUUAAUGAGAAUAUAUGUAAACAUUGCAUGGUUAAAAUUAUAACCAGGACACAAUGCUGC